Messenger RNA from Parasteatoda tepidariorum (common house spider), 562 nucleotides. RefSeq lists its product as uncharacterized. NCBI's taxonomy places the organism in Eukaryota, Metazoa, Arthropoda, Arachnida, Araneae, Theridiidae. The record is from RefSeq and is a predicted model, not a curated record.
CCUCUGACUAAAAAGCAUUAGGUACAGAGCAAAGGUUCAACUAGAUAACAUACAAAAUGAAAUUUCUUAUUUUUAUUCUCAUAUCAAGUUUAUCAUUUGUUUGGAUCGCCGAUGCAUUUCUAGACUGUUCAGCAAACAAAGACUGUAUUGCUGGUCGUGAAUGUUGCGUAGAUGAUCUUUAUGGAAGUCCCCAAAACAAUUCAGUCAGGACUUGCGAACCACUUGGAGGGGAAGGUUCGGUUUGUUCAACUCGUAAACUCACAGUGGUAGAUAUCCCUUACUCUGGACAUUGUCCUUGUGCUGAGGGAUUAUAUUGCAAACCCUUUUUCUUGUUAUCCGAUAACGGAGCUUGCGAUUCAUCAUUGGAAAAGUAACAUCUGCCUCAGUGAAUUUUAAAUAAAGAAGAGUUAAGGCAUUUCACAAAUUAGGCUUUUGUAAUCACACAAAAAUAAUGCAUUUUUCAACCUUAUAUAUUAGAAGUUUGUCAAAACAAUCGGACAAGAAGAUUAGAGCUGCUUGCCAAAAUAUCGAAAACAAUAAAUAUUCUUGAUCAGUUAGUAAA